Triticum dicoccoides is the source of this 1963-nucleotide messenger RNA. RefSeq names its product disease resistance protein Pik-2-like. Bases 56 to 1804 code for a protein of 582 amino acids. The transcript has 3 exons. The record is from RefSeq and is a predicted model, not a curated record. NCBI's taxonomy places the organism in Eukaryota, Viridiplantae, Streptophyta, Magnoliopsida, Poales, Poaceae. Gene Ontology annotation, molecular function: carbohydrate binding.
UCAACCACAACAUGUAGAUUCUCGUGGCAACGUAGGGGCUUGUCGUGUACAUGACAUGGUCCUUGAUUUGAUCACAUCCUUAUCGAUUGAAGAAAAUUUUGUCACUACAUUAGAUAGCCAUCAACCUAGUGAUCUUUCAAAGAAGAUACAUCGAUUAUCCAUCCAAAACAAUCAAGAACAUCACACCAUGUCACUUUCUAUGCUGAGCUUGUCCCACGUGAGAUCAUUUAUCAUCUUUCCUAGUGCUACAAAAUUGAUGCCGCCUCUUUCAAGAUUUCAAGUUCUGCGAGUGUUGGAUCUAGAAGGUUGCCGUGACUUGGUGAAUCAUCAUAUUGAUGGUGUUGGGAAUUUAUUUCAUUUGAGGUAUCUAGGACUAAGGGAUACAAAUAUUACCAAAAUCCCGAAAGGAGUAGGGAAUCUGUACUGUUUGCAAACAUUGGAUUUGAGUCAAAGUGGCAUAAUUGAUCUGCCAUCAACCAUUGUUCAGUUAAGGAAACUUGUAUGCCUAUACAUUGAAACAUCGGCAAAGCUACCAGAUGGGAUUGGAGCCAUGAAAUCUCUACAGGUUCUAUCUACCGUCGGUGUGAGUAACUCGCCAAACUUCUCAAAGGAACUAGGUUAUCUUUCGGAUAUGAGGGUUCUUAAAAUUUCGCUAUCUGGAACAUGGGACAAGAACUAUGAGAAACAUUUGUUAUGUUCUUUGUGCAAGUUGACAAAAAUCAAGGAAAUAAACAUUCAAUCUUCCGGAGUUCCCACAAAAUUCAUUGUGGAUUUAGGAUGGACCCCUCACAACCUUCAAUAUUUUUUCGGCAACAUACCUAGAUUGCCGGAAUGGAUGAACUCCUCACUCUCAAAACUGUCCACUUUAAUCAUCACACUAGACAAAAUCCAGCAGGAAGACCUUGGUACUCUCGGCAACAUCCCAUUUCUGAAUUAUCUCUGUGUUACAGUGCACAAAAUCAAAAAGGCAGAAGAAAGGUUGAUUAUCGGUACUGAUCAUGCAAACUUUAAGUGCCUAUCUGAGUUUCACAUUCACAAUGAUUCAUUGGGGAUCAUGUUUGUAGAAGGAGCUAUGCCAAGGCUCCAAACCCUCGAGGUUACAUUUCAGGUUCGCGAGGCGAAGGAUGAAUACAAUAAUUUUGAGGUCGGCUUGGAGAACCUCCAUUCUAUUAAGCUGGUCACAAUUCGAAUGCAUUGUUCUGGUUCCAGUCUCGUUGAGGUGGAGGAAGCUGAUGCUGCUAUGAGGAAGACAUCCCAUGUGAAUCCAAAACAUCCGAGGGUUGACGUGAUUAGAUAUUAUGAAGAUGAAAUGAUAGAGGACGAGGAGAAAUCUCAACUCGAUGAGGAAGCAUUCAAAGAACAAGAGAUCAUUCUUGAGAAGAUUGGACCCUGGGGAGGAAAUACCGGGAGAAAACGAGACAUAAAGGUGGCACCACGUUAUCUAAGAAGUAUGAGAAUUUGCUGUGGUGAUGUUAUAGAUGCGUUUGCAUUUUCUUACCUGGACAGAAAUGAGAAUCUGCAUGAGACACCUCUUUGGGGUGGUGUUGGUGGGACCAUCCACACGAUUCUACUAGAACCCUCGGAGUUUUUGAUUGAAAUUUCAGGGACUUUUGGUCCAUAUGGUCAAUUUCCCAGCAUCAUAAAGUCACUUAUGCUUGUGACCAACUUACGUACCUAUGGACCUUUUGGGCAGCUACAUGGAACUCCUUUCCACUCUCGAGUGAAGAAAAACGGCAGUAUUGUUGGCUUCUUUGGGUGCUCAUGGGAAUUUCUAGAUGCAAUAGGUGUUUACAUUCAUCCUUAGUUUCUAAAGCUUAGCUACGACUUCUCAGUGUUCUUUUUCUCGCGGGGAAGAACUCUCAGUGUUUAUUAAAAUUGUCAGUACUCAAACUCCAUGAUGUGUUCCUAUAACAAAUAAGACCCGUUCCUGAUUUUUGUAAUGAUGAAGUGAAUGUUGCCAACA